This is a messenger RNA of Wyeomyia smithii (pitcher-plant mosquito), 2192 nucleotides long. It is a transcript of the gene ldbr, whose product is annotated as lariat debranching enzyme. The transcript has 2 exons. The record is from RefSeq and is a predicted model, not a curated record. Lineage: Eukaryota; Metazoa; Arthropoda; Insecta; Diptera; Culicidae. Gene Ontology annotation, cellular component: nucleus. Gene Ontology annotation, biological process: mRNA splicing, via spliceosome. Gene Ontology annotation, molecular function: RNA lariat debranching enzyme activity. Bases 285 to 1961 code for a protein of 558 amino acids.
ACUUACGAUUCAUACCGAACGUACCAAACAGUAAAGAUUGUUUGUCCGGUUUACCCACUUUUCGAAAUUUGUGUUUGGCAUCAUUUGUAGGUAGAAAUAAAACAAAUAAACUACCGCUUCGUUAGGCACUGAUUAUAAACAAUUUCGGUCAAGUUUAUCCGGUUUAUCCUCUCAGCUCAGAUGCCAUUCCUCAUCGAGUCUCCAAAAGUUCUAUUUGUGAUUCUUUCGUGCAUAAUUUUGGUAUUACACUGUCAGUACGCUAAUCAGCAAAUAUUGUGAAGUAUAUGAAAAUGAAAAUUGCUGUAGAAGGAUGUGCUCACGGAGAGUUGGAAAAGAUCUACGAUCUAGUUGAAUCUAUUCAACUCCGGGAAAAAAUUAAAAUUGAUUUGUUAAUCUGCUGCGGAGAUUUCCAAUCCACGAGAAAUUUAGAGGAUCUGCAAUGCAUGGCUGUGCCUAAGAAGCAUUUGGACAUCUGUACAUUCUACAAAUACUACAGCGGAGAAAAAAUUGCACCUGUGUUGACUAUUUUUAUUGGAGGGAAUCACGAAGCGUCCAAUUAUCUUCAGGAAUUGCCGUAUGGCGGCUGGGUGGCACCGAAUAUUUAUUACCUUGGAUAUGCUGGAGUAAUAAAUAUAAAUGGAAUACGGAUAGGAGGAAUUUCAGGUAUUUACAAAGGCCAUGAUUAUCUCAAGGGUAGGUUUGAGUUCUGUCCAUUUAACGAAUCAACCAAGCGCAGUGUUUAUCAUAUACGUCAGAUCGACGUAUUCCGCUUAAAGCAAUUGACACCAAAAGUAGACAUUUUGUUAUCACACGAUUGGCCGCGCGGAGUAACCAACUUCGGUAAUAAGAAGCAGUUGGUUCGAUUCAAACCUGCUUUCAAAGAAGAGAUAGAUGAAAAUAAAUUAGGGAGUCUACCAUGUGAAGAUUUAUUGAUGACACUGAAACCACCAUACUGGUUUUCGGCCCAUCUUCAUUGCAAAUUUUCGGCGCUUAUUCCACAUGAAGAUGGUAGAAGUACAAAGUUUCUAGCAUUGGAUAAAUGUCUACCUAAAAGAAGAUUUCUACAGGUACUAGAUAUAGAAUGUAGAGACGAAGAAUCGGUAAAAUCCAAUUACGAGUUGUGCUAUGAUUUAGAAUGGCUAACUAUUUUGUAUCUAACAAAUCAUCUAAUUAGUAUAAGGGGAAGUAACGGUUAUAUGCCAGGAGAUGGUGGCUGUGAACGUUUCAACUUCACGCCUACAGAAGAAGAGAAAGAAUCUUUAUUGAAGAGGUUUCAAAAUAAUCUUCGUAUUCCGUUAAAUUUUGUUAGAAUCGUCGAGCCGUACAAUCCCACGAGUGGAAUCGACUUUGAUUUAGUACAACAACCAAAAGCGUUUAUCAAUCCUCAAACAACAGAAUUUUGCGAUCGACUUAAUAUAGAUGACCCUCUUAGACUGGCCAUGUUAAUGACUGGUCAAGAUCUUAACACGUCCAACUAUGUCGAUCAGUUCACAUCAAAUGACUCGAUUAGCUCCGAACGAAAUGAUAACGCACUACUUGAUGACAAUAAUUCCUCGAACGACGACGAACAAGAAACGCUUGAGGCUCCUUUUCAAAAUCGUGCUCCACUGGCCUCGGUGUUACCUAAACCUAAAUGGAGACACGAUUCUACUACCACUGAUGACGCAUCGACUUUAGACGACUCUUCGUUAUCGACUUCCAACCGCAGCAUUUUCAGUUUACCAACUCCGAACAAGCAACAGAACUCGAAUAUGUCGGAUAGUUUUGCCAUUGAUGAACUGAAUCUUUCCAGUCCAAAAGUGUUACCCACAAUACCAGGCGGGGAAGAUGUUUUAAAAGUUGAGACAGGCGGCUGCGGUAAAGACAAACAGCCGGAAGUGUUAGAAACUGAUGAUAAGCCACCGAUAAAAAAAUUCAAGCGUAGGAAUCAAGCAAUCUACGCUAAAGAGGAUAGUGAUUGAAGCUACCAAAAAAAUCCCCAAUGUUCUUGAAUGAACUGUUUUAACCCAGGUUUUUUUUCUAAUUCUUCUCAUGAAAUGCAAUAUUUGGUGUAUUAUGGUUACAAUAAUGUUGUAGCUAAACGAGCGUUGCGCAAAUGUGUGAAAUUGUGUUUAUUAUAAUGAUUUGCGUACUAACAAUUGAAAAAUGUAGAAUAUUUUUAAAAAUUUAGAAAAAUCGAACUAAUUUGUGUA